This is a messenger RNA of Actinia tenebrosa (Australian red waratah sea anemone), 1608 nucleotides long. Its product is annotated as disheveled-associated activator of morphogenesis 1-A. The record is from RefSeq and is a predicted model, not a curated record. Gene Ontology annotation, biological process: actin cytoskeleton organization. Gene Ontology annotation, molecular function: actin binding; small GTPase binding. NCBI's taxonomy places the organism in Eukaryota, Metazoa, Cnidaria, Anthozoa, Actiniaria, Actiniidae.
CAACACUCGUCCACAGACGCAAUACAGUAAAAUGUUGCUCUGAAAACUGGGAAUAUCUCCCUAAUUCUCGCCAAUAUUCGGCCUUAUCUUUCACCUCUAGACAUCCUCAAUACAUGAAUGUGAUAUAAGGAUUGUAAGAUGCCUCGCAAGGGAGGUUUUGGUUGUUUUGGAUCGCGAUCAGAUCAUCCUGAGAUUCGCUAUGGGAUCAGCGAUGGCUCUGGAGUUCAAGUUCUUCGUGAAUUUUCCCUACCAAUGCCGGAAGAAAGCGAGCUUAAUAUCAAGUUUGCCGAGCUUGUGGAAGAGCUUGACCUUACGGCUGUUCACAAAAAGGCCAUGUUUGAACUCCCUCCAGAGAAAAAAUGGCAACUCUACCUCUCCAAAAAGAAGGAACAACAAGAACAUAGCUCGACCAGUUACCCAGAAUACUACAUAGACCAGCUUAAUGCAUUAAACAAUCAAAAGUUAUAUUUUUCUAAGAGCAAUGAAGARAGUGAAAGAGCAUCACUUCUUGAUGGACUCAAAACGGCACUGAGAACGCAACCCCUAAGGUUUGUUCAUAGAUUUGUUGAACUGGAUGGUCUUUCCUGUUUAUUGGGUCUUUUAGAAAGCAUGGAUUUUCAUACAUGUCAAAGCAAGAUUCAUACUGCAGUGAUUGGGUGUUUCAAAGCCCUGAUGAACAGCUCUCAUGGUAGAGCUCAUGUUCUUGCCCAUCCGUCAUGCAUUAAUAUCAUUGCACAAAGUUUAAUGACUGAAAAUGUGAAGACCAAGAUUCAAGUGCUUGAAAUUCUUGGUGCUGUCUGCCUCGUUCCUGGUGGACACAAGAAAGCAUUAGAUGCUAUGACACACUUCCAGAGAUUUGCGGAGGAGAGAACGAGGUUUCAGAUUUUAUUAAAUGACCUUGACCGAAGCACUGGAAUAUAUGAACAUUCAGUUGCUCGUCAUAUGUGGCAGUUGAUUGACAGGGCCAUACAACAGGUCGUACUUCAGCAGGAAGAUGGUGGUGACCCCGAUGUUGCACCUAUGGAUAUUAAUGUCAAUUAUAUUAUAGACUCGUUAAUACAAGAGAAUGAAGGAGGAGUUGAGGACCUCAAAUCAAAACUAAGCAAAAAGGAAAGAGAACUUGAAAGCAAGAAAGAAGAAAUGGAUGAAGUUAAAGAAGCUCUGGAUAAAAUGGUAGUGAAAUUAGAAAGAAAUAAUCAAGAACUACAAGAAGCAAUGCAGCGCAUACGAGAACAAGACCAGAAACUUUCUGAUUUUGACAAUGAAGUAAGCGAAAGGAAACGACUUGAAGAAGUAAUCAAAAGUGUGGGUGGUUCAAUUCCUGAUGACCUUAAAAUCUCCAAACUAGCAAAUGCACUCAAACCUUCUCCAAUGUCUGGAACUGCGCCACCACCACCGCCACCUCCACCACCACCCCCAGGGGGUGCUGCCCCUCCCCCACCUCCACCACCAGGACCCCCUGGGGGAGGCUUUGCACCGCCACCUCCUGCACCAAAUCAAGCAAACACUCCGGGAGGAGGAUUCUUUGGUUUCAGUAGACAACCCAACAGAAAAGCACCAAAACCAUCUCAUCCACUCAAAUCAUUCAACUGGUCUAAAUUACCUGAC